GUUUUGUGCUCUAAUCUGAAUAUUUGUGCAUUCCCUUUGUGAUUUUUUUUUAGUUGUUCUUGUAGUUGAGGGUUCUAUUCCAUGGCCUCUAAAAGCGAAACCGAGAAUUCAACCGAUACUUCUCCAUCAUCGCCAAAGAAUGUAUACAAGGAUCCAGAUGAUGGGCGCCAACGAUUUUUGCUUGAAUUGGAAUUCGUUCAAUGCCUUGCUAAUCCUACCUACAUCCACUAUUUGGCUCAGAAUCGAUAUUUUGAGGAUGAAGCAUUCAUUGGGUACUUGAAGUAUCUUCAAUAUUGGCAACGCCCUGAAUAUAUUAAAUUUAUCAUGUAUCCUCAUUGCCUCUAUUUUCUUGAGCUUCUUCAGAAUGCAAAUUUUCGUAAUGCAAUGGCACACCCUAGCAACAAGGAACUGGCACAUAGACAACAAUUCUACUUCUGGAAGAACUAUAGGAACAAUCGGUUAAAACACAUUUUACCAAGAUCACUUCCUGAACCAAGUGCCACUCCUGUACCACCUGCUACUGCUUCAACUCCAGCUCAGCCACCAGUGCCUGCACUGCCACCAGUACCUGCCACAAAUGUUGCUGUGACAGCAUCAUCUACUCAAGCUCCUUCUCCAAUGACAUAUGGUAUACCCCCUGGCUCUGGCUCUGCCCUUGCAAAAAAUGACAUGAGGAAUCCUACAGUUGAUAGAAGGAAGAGAAAGUGAGGGUUUUAUGACAUGUAAAUUGAUUAUAAAAAAUGAUGCGAUGUAGUUGAAUGCGGUGAUCAAUUUAUUUCUUCCUUCUCAGUUGGGAAAUUGAAGUGGUGAUUAUAAAAA
This is a messenger RNA of Gastrolobium bilobum, 819 nucleotides long. RefSeq names its product mediator of RNA polymerase II transcription subunit 31. The transcript has 5 exons. The coding region runs from base 82 to 708 and encodes 208 amino acids. Gene Ontology annotation, cellular component: mediator complex; core mediator complex. The record is from RefSeq and is a predicted model, not a curated record. Lineage: Eukaryota; Viridiplantae; Streptophyta; Magnoliopsida; Fabales; Fabaceae. Gene Ontology annotation, molecular function: transcription coregulator activity. Gene Ontology annotation, biological process: regulation of transcription by RNA polymerase II.